AUGGAGUCCACCAGUGACAAAGAUUGGGCGACCAAGUAUCUUCUCGACCCUCUGAACGCGCCUGAACCUUCCCAAGAAGAUGGUCCAGGAAACACUUUCCGGCCUGGUACUACAUUUCCUCCAGUAAAGCCAUCCACGCCGCAGUCCCCUCCUGGAAGACGACUAUCCAAGACCAAUCCAUAUCGAAAAAGCUCUGGUGCUCCCGCGACGUCGGACAUUCGACGCAGUGUCUCCCUCAACAGCACCAGCAACAAGGCUGCUUCAUACCCCUCUCCACCACCUUCAGCUAAUUCUCCCAACGGAAGAUAUCCUCCCCAAUCACCAGUCAACAUUAACUCAUCCACCUCGCCCCUCUCUCCUUCCCAUCGGCAAGAAGCAUUUGGUGAGAACAAGACAGGUAGACGAAGGACUAGCUCUCUUGGACAGCGCUACCCCGGCGACAUGUCCCAUCGACCACUGGAUACACUGGUGAAGGAGAAACAUACAGCAGAUCGUGCUCGACACAUGACACGAAAGCAUCAAAUCCGCCCCGACACAAUUGAUAGUUUGGAUGACAGUGGACUUGGCUCUUAUCACCAUGGAGGUCCAUAUGAUGCUACACUGUUCGCAAGGAACAACACAACCAAUUCCCCUCUGGCUGCGCUGAAAGACUCGAACGAAGAAGCUCUCAGAGCGACACCAAGAGAAAAGAUCAUCGACAGUGUUCAGCACCAUCGUCCGCUUGAUGGUGUUGCCGCCUAUGCGCCCGGAUCAUACGACCGCAAUGGUCGGUUGUACACCUAUGAGGAAGGCGAGAAUAUGAUGAUCGAUAAUAAUGCUGCUGGUGGCGCUUACAAGCGUUGGCCUGGUGUUCAGUAUCACCCCGACGAUAUCAAGGGCAAGGGUGAACCGAGCUAUAGCAUUGAGAAAGCGCUUAAGGAGAGUAAACUUCGCGAUGAAAAGGUAGCUCCCGAUGGUAUCGAAAUGAAGACCAACCCGCGGGAUCAUCGGGGUGGUCACAGUCGUGAACCCAGUGGCGGUGGUGCCAUUGCUACUACUGGUUGGGAUGAUGGUGAAGCUCGCGUCAACAGAAGUAGCAGUAUGAGCAAGAGGCUCAGUGGAGGUUUGAAAAAGCGAUUUGGUAGUAUCAAGAGGGGCACCAAAGAUACUGAAUAA
Molecule: messenger RNA, 1155 nt
Organism: Exophiala bonariae
Lineage: Eukaryota; Fungi; Ascomycota; Eurotiomycetes; Chaetothyriales; Herpotrichiellaceae
Exons: 2
Coding region: 1-1155 (384 amino acids)
Cellular component (GO): cytoplasm
Source: RefSeq, a predicted model, not a curated record